AUGAGGCCUGCAGCCUUAUUGUCUCUACUUCUCGCCGCCGUUCGCCUUCUCUUCUCUCCGGCGCUCGCCUCCGAGUCCGAUCACAAGUAUCAACCUGAUGACCCUGUCACCUUGUGGGUGAAUAAAGUAGGGCCAUACAAUAACCCACAAGAAACAUACAAUUAUUAUAGCCUUCCCUUUUGUCAUUCACCGGUUAAUGCUGCUCACAAAUGGGGCGGUCUUGGUGAGGUAUUGGGUGGAAAUGAGCUUAUUGAUAGUCUGAUUGACAUAAAAUUCCAAAAACCUGUGGACAAGACUACCAUUUGUGAACUUGAGCUUGACGAAACAAAAGUCAAACAAUUCAAGAAUGCCAUUGAAAAUAGUUACUGGUUUGAAUUCUUCAUGGAUGAUCUGCCUUUAUGGGGCUUUGUUGGUGAGAUGCAUCUCGACAGGAAUAGUGACAACAAGCACAUGCUUUACAGGCAUAAGAGCAUCACUGUGAAAUACAACAAAGAUCAAAUCAUUCAUGUCAACCUCACCCAAUACAACCCAAAACUAUUGGAACUGGGAACAACAUUGGACAUGACAUAUUCCGUGAAAUGGAUCCCUACAGAUGUCUCUUUUGCACGUCGUUUUGAUGUUUACCUGGACCACCCAUUUUUUGAGCAUCAGAUUCAUUGGUUCUCGAUUUUCAAUUCCUUCAUGAUGGUUAUAUUCCUUACCGGUCUGGUGUCGAUGAUAUUGAUGCGCACUUUAAGGAAUGAUUAUGCUAAAUACGCUCGUGAUGAUGAUGAUCUAGAAGCCCUGGAAAGAGAUGUCAGUGAAGAGUCUGGUUGGAAACUUAUUCAUGGAGACGUAUUUCGGCCUCCCCGAAGUUUAGUUUUACUCUCUGCUCUAGUUGGCACUGGCGCACAAUUAGCAUUGCUAGUCCUCCUCGUUGUGUUAUAUGCUAUUGUUGGAAUGUUGUAUAUCGGGAGAGGAGCUAUUGUCACUACUUUCAUAGUAUGUUAUGCUUUGACAUCAUUCAUCUCAGGCUAUGUCAGUGGUGGAAUGUAUGCGCGCCAUGGUGGUAAAAACUGGGUUAAAUCAAUGAUCCUCACUGCUUCACUUUUCCCUUUCCUGUGCUUUGGGAUUGGCUUCAUUCUGAACACAGUUGCCAUAUUUUAUGGGUCUCUAGCAGCCAUACCCUUCGGCACGAUGGUCGUGGUCUUUGUCAUCUGGGCAUUUAUCUCUUUCCCCUUGGCACUUCUCGGUACAAUUAUUGGAAGAAACUGGAGUGGUGCUCCAAACAAUCCGUGCCGUGUAAAGACCAUUCCACGGCCGAUUCCUGAGAAGAAGUGGUACCUGACACCAUCAGUGGUUUCUAUGAUGGGAGGGUUGCUUCCCUUUGGCAGCAUAUUCAUUGAGAUGUAUUUUGUUUUCACUUCAUUCUGGAACUACAAGGUCUACUACGUAUAUGGCUUUAUGCUUCUGGUUUUCCUGAUUCUGAUUAUUGUUACUGUCUCUGUGACAAUUGUGGCAACGUAUUUCCUUCUAAAUGCUGAGAAUUAUCACUGGCAAUGGACUUCGUUCUUGUCCGCUGCCUCGACAACUGUCUACGUCUACUUGUACUCGAUAUAUUACUACUACGCGAAGACAAAGAUGUCAGGGUUCUUCCAGACUAGCUUUUACUUUGGUUAUACACUGAUGUUUUGUCUUGGCUUAGGGAUUCUUUGCGGUGCUGUUGGUUACUUGGGCUCUAAUCUGUUUGUAAGGAGGAUUUACCGGAACAUCAAAUGUGACUAG
Messenger RNA from Fraxinus pennsylvanica, 1764 nucleotides. The record is from the annotation of a GenBank genome assembly. Lineage: Eukaryota; Viridiplantae; Streptophyta; Magnoliopsida; Lamiales; Oleaceae.